Molecule: messenger RNA, 669 nt
Organism: Rhea pennata
Lineage: Eukaryota; Metazoa; Chordata; Aves; Rheiformes; Rheidae
Exons: 5
Coding region: 1-543 (180 amino acids)
Cellular component (GO): respiratory chain complex IV; mitochondrion
Source: RefSeq, a predicted model, not a curated record
AUGGCGGCGGGGCGGCCCCCGGCGAGGCGCGGCCAGGCAGCGGCGGAGGGGGAACGCCGGGGAGGGCUGAGCGGCCGCCCGAGCGGCCCCCGCGGCCCCGGUGUCCCCAAGCGGCCCCCGGCAGCCCCCGACGCCUCCUGGGUCUCCCGACGCCCCCUGGCCCCCCUGGGGCUCCCCGGGACCCCCAGCUCUCACCACGCAGCCUGCAGCCUCCGGUGCCGGAGGGAGCACGACGAGGGGCUGCUCUGCCUCGGGGCUGUGCAGCGUGUCUCGGACGCCGGGGACAGGAAGGGCCCCAAGGGAGCCCUGAGUCAUUACCUGACGGCCCCAUUCGACCCCCGCUUCCCCAAUGCCAACCAGACCCGCAACUGCUUCCAGAACUAUCUAGACUAUCACCGCUGCAUGAAGACACUGACGGCAAAGCACCGGGAUGUCACCCCGUGUCUCUGGUACUUCCGGGUCUUCAAGUCCAUCUGCCCCACUUUCUGGAUCCAGCGUUGGGACGAGCAGCGGGAAGAAGGGACCUUCCCCGGCAGGAUCUAGGCCUGGGCGCCAGCCGGACUGAGCGACCCCAGGCAUCCCUGCGGCAUCCCUGACUCCAACCUCCUUCCCCGCCACGGGAACAUCCGUGCUCGCCACUGCCUCACAAUAAACCGCCUGUGUCCCGUC